CCCGGAACAAAUACACCUUUGCAUGUCGACAGUGGAGACACAUCCGGAAGGAAGUGAUGCAAUCGUUGUAAUUUAGGUUACUUAUAUGCAGUGGUCCUUGGAGUUUCCUACAACAUAUCCACACAUCGUGCUUUUAGUGCCUCAACUGCCAGCUUUCCAUAAGUGGCUCAGAGUAAGUACUGGGUUCUCCUGUUUGCUGCUACAUACACUGAACAAGGACUACUGAGGACAUUUCUAACUCCAGCUCUGAAUCUAAAGGACAAGAAGAAUGAAGGUUACCAUAAUGAUGUUGUGCCUGAUUGGGACAGUUUUUGCCAACCCAAUUUCAUACAAUGCUGUGUUGGAAUCAAAUGAGCUUGACUUGAACUCGACUGAAAGUUUGUCUGUUUCACAAUCAUCGGAAAAUGACACCUCAGAGCUUCAGAGCUCUGAAGAAAGUACCUCAAGUCAAAGUCAGAGUUCACAGUCAGAAUCAGAAUCCUUGGAAUCCACAUCAGAUGACAAGACUUCAGAGGAGAGUAACAGUCAAUCAGAUGAGGAUGAUGGGACAUACACCAUAGCCGAAACCAGAGAUGACAGCAUGGGCAGCGAGGAGAACGUUCGAAAGAGUUGGAAUCGAGUGUUUGCAAGUGUUGUCAAAGUCCUGAGCGCUGAAGACAACAGCAGCACAGAGGUCAAGGGUCAAUCAGAUCACCUGACUGAGAAACAGCCCACCGAUACCUCCACCAGCCCCACUUUCAGACAGGGGACCAACACAAACCUGCCGCUGGUGGAGAAUCCCACAGACAGCGCAGACACUAGUGAAAUUGUUGACGUAACCGCCAGUGACAGCAGCGAGAGCACCAGCAGCGAGAGCACCAGCAGUGAAAGCAACAAGACCAGUGAGAGCAGUGACAGCAGUGAUGCCAGCAUGAGCGCAGAGGACAGUAAUACCAGUGACAGCACCGAGCUGAAACAAAUCAAAACCCAAGACUGUGUGAAUGGAACUCAGAGCUGUGAAAGUGAAGAGGAUCUCUUCCAGGACAUAGGAGACGAUGCUCAUUACUCAGUGGACAAUCUGAUGGUGCCAGAUGAAGAUGAAAGGGAGUUAAGUCUAAGGAGAUGAUGACAUAUACUUGGUGCCACUCCACGUUUUCCCACUAUGAACUAAAGCAUGAUUAAACCAUCUGCCUGAAGACUUCAGGGUGAUAUCUUCUGCUCUUGCCCAUCGCUUCUGAAUGUUGAUUAUAGCAUUAUAAUGUUACCUGCAGCUGAUUGAUUUUUUGUGUGUGAUUAUUAUUGUGAUGAUGAUGCAGCCUAAGCACUUCCUUUGUUUUGAUAA
Messenger RNA from Etheostoma spectabile (orangethroat darter), 1321 nucleotides. RefSeq names its product secretory calcium-binding phosphoprotein 1 (gene scpp1). Lineage: Eukaryota; Metazoa; Chordata; Actinopteri; Perciformes; Percidae. The coding region runs from base 269 to 1105 and encodes 278 amino acids. The record is from RefSeq and is a predicted model, not a curated record. The transcript has 9 exons.